CCUCUAGGGAGGACCCAAUAGAACAUUGAAAAAUCCGUUAACUCGCCAUCAAAAUUCAAAACCCUACCUACUUAUCCUCCCACUAGUCACCUACUUCUACUCGAAACUUAAUUCUCCUUCAACAAUCUCAUCUCACUCCACCAUUGUUAAUUUAUUGACCAAAUUACAUAAAAAGUAUAAAAACAUCAAACUCCAUUGCAUCAUACUAGUAUAACACAAAGUUCAAAACUUUUAUCAUUGCAAAACACCUUCAUUCAACAAAGGAUUAUCAAAAGCGGAGAAAACAAUGUUGUGGGUGAGAUCCAUACGCAACACACUUAAACCCCAAAUUGUGGGCUUACAUUGUUGUUGGUACUCUUCAUCAUCGUCUGCUGCAGCAAUUCAAGCUGAAAGAACUAUUAAAGAUGGUCCUCGUUUUGAUUGGACUCGUCCUGAAAUUCAAUCUAUCUAUGAUUCUCCUGUUUUAGACCUUCUCUUUCAUGGGGCACAAGUGCAUAGACAUGCUCACAACUUCAGAGAAGUUCAACAAUGCACUCUUCUCUCCAUUAAGACUGGAGGCUGCAGUGAGGACUGUUCAUAUUGCCCACAAUCUUCACGACAUGGUACUGGAUUGAAGGCGCAAAGAAUGAUGAAUAAAGAUGCAGUCGUAGAGUCAGCAAAGAAGGCAAAGGAGGCUGGAAGUACACGAUUUUGUAUGGGUGCUGCAUGGAGGGACACAGUAGGAAGGAAGACUAACUUCAACCAAAUUCUUGGUUAUGUGAAAGAAAUAAGGGAAAUGGGCAUGGAGGUCUGCUGCACCUUGGGUAUGCUGGAGAAACAGCAAGCAGAGGAUUUGAAGAAGGCAGGUCUUACCGCAUAUAAUCAUAAUCUUGAUACCUCAAGAGAGUAUUACCCAAACAUCAUUACAACUCGAUCUUAUGAUGAGCGACUCCAAACCCUUGAGUUUGUACGUGAUGCAGGAAUCAAUGUUUGCUGUGGAGGAAUAAUCGGACUCGGAGAAACAGCCGAGGAUCGAGUAGGUUUGUUACAUACAUUGGCUACUUUGCCUUCGCACCCAGAGAGUGUUCCAAUUAAUGCACUUGUCGCUGUAAAAGGCACUCCUCUUGAAGAUCAGAAGCCUGUUGAAAUAUGGGAGAUGAUUCGGAUGAUAGCAACAGCUCGCAUAGUAAUGCCAGCUGCAAUGGUGAGGCUAUCAGCAGGGAGGAUACGAUUCUCAGUGCCUGAACAAGCCUUGUGUUUUCUUGCUGGGGCAAACUCCAUCUUCACUGGUGAGAAGCUGCUAACCACUGCUAAUAAUGACUUUGAUGCUGAUCAAAGCAUGUUCGAGGUUCUUGGGCUGAUUCCAAAACCUCCAAGCUUAGAUGAUGCAGAAGCAGAUGAUGCCUGCAAGGUAGCUGCAUCUAGUUCAGGUUAGAAGUCGAGGCAAUGUCUUCAAUUUGUAGGAUGCCUGGCUAUUGUUUUUUUUUUAUUUUUUUAUUUUUUAAGUAAUUGUACCUCUAUAUAAGUUGUUUUGUAACCCCUUGUCCCAUCCCCAUCCCAUUCCCUCCCUCUUCAUUUUUUUUAGUAGGUAUAGAUUGGAUGUAUGGAAUUGAAUUGAGUGUAUUACGUUGUUAUGUAGAACUCAAGAAGUAUAAAGAUUCAGAAGGUCAAAUUUAAUCGUAAUAUUUGUGAA
Molecule: messenger RNA, 1672 nt
Organism: Chenopodium quinoa (quinoa)
Lineage: Eukaryota; Viridiplantae; Streptophyta; Magnoliopsida; Caryophyllales; Amaranthaceae
Product: biotin synthase-like
Exons: 6
Coding region: 287-1414 (375 amino acids)
Biological process (GO): biotin biosynthetic process
Cellular component (GO): mitochondrion
Molecular function (GO): 2 iron, 2 sulfur cluster binding; biotin synthase activity
Source: RefSeq, a predicted model, not a curated record